AGAACGUACAGCUGAGGUGCAGGGUUUUGUUUAUAUUUAAUUUCCUUAUUUUUCAUAAUUGGUGGGUGAAGUAGUGAGGUUUCUAAUGUUGUCAUUUUUCCUGACACACAUAAAAAAAAUUAAAUAUUGAAAACAAUGACUUAGUGAAGGGCCCUUAUACAACUGUGAAUUAACUGCAAUUGUUUUUGUGAAUUGUUUUCCACAUCAGAUAUUCCCUAUGGAAUUUGACAGAAAGUGUCUUAGAUGAAAUAUGAAGCAAUUCAUAAGACACUCCCAUGUGGAUUUACUACAUGUUUACAUACCGGGAUUCCAUGGCAAUGCUGCAAUGGGAGUGGAUGUACUGCCUUUUUAAAGGUGGGUACUGGUGAAGGAGUCUAGAAUGUGUGAAUCUCAGAAGAACUUCAAGACCUGUGUACAGUAUAUGCAUAUUAAAACCAGACUACAAAUAGCUCCUCUGGACAAGAUGAACACCACCAUCGCUGACUCUUCCAUGUUAAGUUUAGAGGGCUUCAUUGUGUCUCCUGAAGCUGCUCACCCUCUUUUUCUGUUAACAUUGGCAGUAUAUCUGGUUAUUCUUAUUGGAAAUGUUACAGUUUUUUCUGUUAUUGUUUUUCAAAAGACACUACACGAGCCAAUGUAUUUCAUGAUCUGUAAUAUGUCUGUUUGUGAUUUGAUUGGAAGCACAGCGGUAAUGCCUAGAUUAAUGGCAGACUUCCUCACAGAGGUUAGAUACAUCUCAUAUGUAGCUUGUGUUAUUCAGGCUUUCUGUGUUCAUUUCUACGGUUCAGCAGCUCAACUGAUAUUGACUGUAAUGGCUUAUGACAGAUACAUUGCAAUUUGUGACCCAUUAAGAUACAACAGCAUAAUGACAACUAAUACUUUGGUGAAGCUCUGCUCCCUUGCCUGGGGAGUGGCAUUUGUUUUAAUAAUAAUCCUCUUUGCUCUUACUCUUAGACUUCCGAGAUGCAGAUCACGGAUAGUGGAGGCUAAUUGUAGCAAUGCAGCUUUAUUUCUUUUAUCCUGUGCUGACACUACUGUAAAUAACAUUUAUGGCUUAUUUAUUACAGCUUUUCUAAUCAGUUUGUCUUUUUUGGUUAUUGUCUGGACUUAUGUUAAAAUAUUAAUUACAUGUUUAUAUAAAAGUCAAAGCAAUAGUAAAAGCAAAGCCAUUCAUACAUGCGCUACUCACUUAACUGUCUAUAUAAUUUUUGAAUUCACUAUUUUGUCCUCCAUCAUUAUGCAGCGAUUUCAAAAUAUCAGCCCAAAUUCACGGAAAAUGUUUGGGAUGUUAAUUUCAACCUUUCCACCAUUCGUUAAUCCAAUCAUUUAUGGAAUUCAUACAAAGAAAAUUCGGAGUAAUGUUUUAACAUUUUUAAAAAAUACAAUACCAAAUCAAUGAUGCUGGUGGUGCAUUAUGCAACAUUCACUUUAAGUCUAUAUUUAAUUUACAUGAGUACAUCAGUUUAAUGAAUAAUAAAUAUAUAUGAACAUGGUUCAUUAAUAUGUCUUAAAAUAGAUAUAAUAAAGCAAACAGCGAAGAAACACUGGGAUAUUCAAUAUUAACUGUCAGAUUCUGUAUCCAUAGAUUUUUUAAAAUUAUAUCAUUUUCCUAAUAUUGUUGUACAUUUAUGAUGAGACAAUAAAAAUGUGGCAAUCCUAAUGAAAUGAGUUGUUUGUUUAAACCCAAACCGUCAUUAUUCCACAACAUUGAUGGAUGAUUUAUCUUGUUUAUCUUCAAUUCAGUUUGCGUUUUACAGGCACAAAGUUUUGCAGUGCUAACACUGAUUUGUAUUCUCCACAGCACAGUUACCCCAUGCCCAUUUGCAACAUGCCUCACAAAUAGGGUACAUGUUAACAAAUGGGGAUACCAGUGAAAGAGUCGAGUAAAAACUCUGAGCCUCUGAUAACCCAGACCUGUUAUCAUAAUACGAAUUGUGUAUUCACGAGGUGAAAAAAAGAAAAAAAAAAAGUUAUCAUAUCACAACAUAGUAUCAUAUCACAACAAACCACCCUCUGUUUUCAUAUUUCAUAUUUUCAUGUGUAAGCAAUCUCAAUUAUAGGAAAAUCUAAUAAUUAUCUAAUUAUAUUCCCAACCACAAUAAGCCAUAUACUAAACGAUGGGAGAGCCGAGUGCCAGAUCCAAAGAAUGAAAACGCGGGGUAAGGCAGUAUUCAUUACAAUAAAUAUGCAUUGAGGCAAUCAAAACAAAAACACAAAGAAAAUAAAUACUGGAUAACAAUAAGAACUGGUAGAGAAAUAAGAAAGAUAAGUGAAAAAUAAAGAAAUCACAUCCAGCAAUUACAGAACAAGAAAUCUGAUCAACCCCCCCCGCCCCAAAAAAAGUCCAAAAAAUGUACCGUGGCUUAAACUGUCCAUGCACAGGACAUAAUGAAGAAAAUAAACCAAUGAACUGGGGCUUCUGUCCUGAGGCGCUACUUGAAUCCCAAUCAAACAAACAAAACAAAAAUAUUUGACCAGAACUGUGGCAAAGUGGCUGGUAAGGGGAACAGGUGUAGCGCU
This is a messenger RNA of Polyodon spathula (Mississippi paddlefish), 2520 nucleotides long. Its product is annotated as olfactory receptor 4Q2-like. Gene Ontology annotation, biological process: G protein-coupled receptor signaling pathway. Lineage: Eukaryota; Metazoa; Chordata; Actinopteri; Acipenseriformes; Polyodontidae. The record is from RefSeq and is a predicted model, not a curated record. The transcript has 2 exons. The coding region runs from base 380 to 1399 and encodes 339 amino acids. Gene Ontology annotation, molecular function: olfactory receptor activity; G protein-coupled receptor activity. Gene Ontology annotation, cellular component: membrane.